This is a messenger RNA of Sipha flava (yellow sugarcane aphid), 794 nucleotides long. RefSeq names its product protein obstructor-E-like. Gene Ontology annotation, cellular component: extracellular region. The record is from RefSeq and is a predicted model, not a curated record. The transcript has 5 exons. The coding region runs from base 55 to 786 and encodes 243 amino acids. Gene Ontology annotation, molecular function: chitin binding. Lineage: Eukaryota; Metazoa; Arthropoda; Insecta; Hemiptera; Aphididae.
UUCCGCCGAGGCCGCAGUCGCUUGCACAUAUCAUCACGCAUUAAGUUUUCAAUUAUGAACCUCUCAAUAGUAUUGUGCACGAUCGUUAUUGGACUAUCCCAUUUAACAAAUGGUCAGUUCCAAUGCCCUAAGAAAAAUGGCCAGUACGAAGAUCCAGUGCAAUGUGAUAAAUUCUACGAGUGCAAAGACGGCGUGGCAACAGCAAAACUGUGUCCAGACGGAUUAGUUUUUGACCCGCUGAACAGAAAAGUGAACAAAUGCGAUCAGCCAUUCAGUGUGGACUGCGGCGAACGUACCGAACUCCAAAACCCGCAGUCCAACUAUCUAUGUCCAAGACGUAAUGGCUAUUUUGCGCACCCAGACGAGAAGAUUUGCAAUAUAUUCUACAACUGCAUUGAAGGCGAGGGUACGGAAAUCGUAUGCCCCAACGGAUUGCAUUUCGACGAAUACGCUGGCACAUGCGCGUGGCCAGAUACGGCCGGCCGGACCGGAUGUGGUGAACCGGAAGAAAUGAAACUGAAAGACGGCUUCAUGUGCCCCAAAGAAAAGACCCACAACAGCCGGGGCCAAAAUGUGGCACAUCCCGUAUACGCGCAUCCUGACGACUGCCAGAAGUUCUACGUGUGCCUGAACGGCAUCACUCCCAGGGAACAAGGAUGUUCGACUGGCGAGGUUUUCAACGAGGAGUCACAAAAGUGCGAUCAACCCGAAAACGUGCCCGGAUGUGAGAAUUGGUUCAAAGACGACCCACAAGCGCAACAGCCGAGUAAAAAUAAGAAACAAUAGUUGUAUUA